AGGUACCCGCACAAGACCAACAAUCUACAGAAACGACAGAAACCCGAAAGAAACCAAAACUAGUAAAACAAAAGAAGUCUAUCAACGAAGACGACGCCGAAGAAGAUCUAGAUAAACCAACGGACAUGAAGAGUAUGGUCGAAGAAAUGCCUAAUUUUAAAAUUCACACUCCACGGAUACAGUCAAAAAAGCCUGGCGUUUUUAAACAAUCUUCUCUCAACGAAGAAUUAAUGUCGACCGAACGUUUAAGAGAAAAGGAACGAUUAAGAAAGAAUAUUCAAAAACAGGCAUCGUUAAACGAAGAAUAUUUGUAUCGCAGGCCGGGAACGUUGGACUCAAUUCGUGAUUCGAUAUUCUCUACUUCGGCGACCACGGCGAAAAAGUUCCAGUCGCUUAAGAAUGGCCUCACUAAUAAAUUUAAGACAUCGACAACAAACAUAGAUAAAGUUACGGUCUUCGUAAGAAUGCUUCAAGGCUGGAAAACCCAUGUACCGGUUCCCGAAGUACCUACGCCGAGCGACA
Messenger RNA from Papilio polytes (common Mormon), 522 nucleotides. RefSeq lists its product as uncharacterized. NCBI's taxonomy places the organism in Eukaryota, Metazoa, Arthropoda, Insecta, Lepidoptera, Papilionidae. The transcript has a single exon. The annotation marks the transcript as partial. The record is from RefSeq and is a predicted model, not a curated record.